Messenger RNA from Cucumis sativus (cucumber), 2930 nucleotides. RefSeq names its product probable cadmium/zinc-transporting ATPase HMA1, chloroplastic. The coding region runs from base 215 to 2686 and encodes 823 amino acids. The transcript is spliced from 13 exons. Gene Ontology annotation, biological process: monoatomic cation transport. Lineage: Eukaryota; Viridiplantae; Streptophyta; Magnoliopsida; Cucurbitales; Cucurbitaceae. The record is from RefSeq and is a predicted model, not a curated record. Gene Ontology annotation, molecular function: ATPase-coupled monoatomic cation transmembrane transporter activity; ATP hydrolysis activity; ATP binding. Gene Ontology annotation, cellular component: membrane.
AAAUGGUAAACAUCCUCUAACAUGGGUGAGCCGUACAAAAAUCCUUCGCUGUUUUCACAAAACCUAUGAUCAUCCUCAACCUCACAAACGAAGCCCCAGUACCCAAAACGAUCACAUAAUCACGCCGCCGUGAAAUUCCGGCAGUAUCCAUUCCUUCCAUUUCCUCCCCAGAUUAUGGCUCCACUUACCUCUUCAUAGCAUUUCACUGCCCAUUAUGGACACUCUCUUUGUCCCUAUUACCUUCUCCGAACUUCCUCACCCUUUACUCACCUGCAACACCAACGCCGCCUCUCAAUCGAGGGUUGGACCUGUUUCUCGCUUCUCGCCGCUUUCUUCUCUAAUUCACCUCAAUCGCUUUCCCACUCGCUUUAAGAAGCUUUCCUAUCCUCGCUUCGGUCACUUCCGUUGCGCCGCCGAGGCCUCCGGUCACCGACACGGUCACCAUCACGGCCAUCAUCACCACCACCAUGGCUGCCAGCACCAUUGCAGUGGUGACAGUGAUGGUGUGGAGCUGACUGGGGCUCAGAAGGCGUUCGUUCGAUUUGCCGAAGCUAUUAGAUGGACGGACUUGGCGAAUUAUUUGAGGGAGCAUCUACAUAUGUGUUGCGGUUCUGCUGCUUUGUUUGUGACUGCGGCUGCUUUUCCUUAUUUAGUGCCUAAACCCGCUGUGAAGCCUUUACAGAAUGUUUUCAUUGCUGUUGCUUUCCCAUUAGUCGGGGUCUCUGCUUCUCUUGAUGCUCUUACUGAUAUUAGUGGUGGAAAAGUAAACAUCCAUGUACUAAUGGCUCUUGCAGCCUUUGCAUCAAUAUUUAUGGGGAACCCCUUGGAAGGAGGACUACUUCUUGUGAUGUUUAAUAUGGCUCAUAUCGCUGAAGAGUAUUUCACAAAGCAAUCAAUGAUUGAUGUUAAAGAGUUGAAGGAAAGUCAUCCAGAUUUUGCUCUUGUUCUUGAUGUGAAUGAUGAUAACCUUCCCGAUACUUCAGAUCUGGAGCAUAGAAGGGUGCCAGUGCGUGAUGUUAAAGUGGGCUCAUAUAUCUUGGUGGGAGCUGGUGAGUCUGUCCCUGUAGAUUGUGAAGUUUAUCAAGGCUGUGCCACAAUCACUGUCGAGCACUUGACAGGAGAAGUCAGACCAUUGCAAAUUAAGGUUGGGGAAAGAGUUCCAGGUGGAGCAAGAAACUUGGACGGUAGGAUCAUAGUGAAGGCUACAAAAACAUGGGAAGAGUCAACACUUAGCAGGAUUGUGCAGUUGACUGAAGAAGCACAACUUAAUAAACCAAAGCUACAGAGGUGGCUUGAUGAAUUUGGUGAGAAUUACAGCAAGGUUGUUGUAGUUUUAUCUGUAGCUGUUGCCCUCAUUGGUCCAUUAUUGUUCAAGUGGCCAUUUAUAUGCACACCAGGUUUCAGAGGAUCAGUUUAUAGAGCACUCGGGCUUAUGGUAGCCGCAUCACCAUGUGCACUGGCAGCAGCGCCAUUGGCAUAUGCUAUUGCGAUAAGCUCCUGCGCAAGAAAGGGGAUACUCCUGAAAGGUGGACACGUGCUUGAUGCUAUGGCUUCUUGUCAUACUGUUGCAUUUGAUAAAACCGGAACAUUGACUACAGGAGGACUUGUGUUUAAAGCCAUAGAACCUAUUUAUGGGCAUAAGAUUGGAGGCGAUAAAUCACAGUUUGCUUCCUGUUGCAUACCAAGCUGCGAGAAAGAAGCCCUUGCAGUGGCAGCUGCCAUGGAAAAGGGUACUACUCACCCAAUUGGAAGAGCUGUAGUAGAUCAUAGUGUGGGGAAAGACCUUCCUUCUAUUUCUGUUGAAAGUACCGAAUAUUUCCCUGGAAGAGGUCUCAUAGCAACUCUGCAUGGCAUUAAGUCAGGAAUUGGAGGUAAAUUGCGGAAAGCGUCUCUUGGUUCUGUAGAUUUCAUCACUUCCUUCUGCAAAUCCGAAAAUGAAUCAAGGAUGAUCAAGGACGCUGUUAGAGCAUCAACAUAUGGAAGUGAAUUUGUUCAUGCUGCUCUUUCAGUUGAUCAAAAGGUAACACUGAUUCACCUUGAGGAUCAACCUCGACCUGGAGUCAUAGAUGCAAUAGCAGAACUACAACAUCUGGGAAAACUUCGAGUUAUGAUGUUAACAGGUGAUCAUGAUUCAAGUGCAUGGAAAGUUGCAAAUGCUGUGGGCAUAAAUGAAGUUUACUACAGUCUUAAGCCAGAGGACAAACUUGCUCACGUGAAGGAAAUUUCAAGGGAAAUGGGGGGUGGCUUGAUCAUGGUAGGCGAAGGGAUAAACGAUGCACCUGCACUUGCUGCUGCUACUGUGGGUAUAGUUCUUGCUCAUCGCGCAAGUGCCACUGCUACAGCUGUCGCAGAUGUCCUACUUCUUCAGGACAGUAUUUCUGGUGUACCUUUUUGCAUUGCAAAAUCUCGUCAGACCACUUCACUGAUCAAGCAAAACGUGACCCUUGCCUUGACAUCUAUCCUUCUAGCGUCUCUCCCAUCCGUUUUGGGGUUUCUUCCCUUGUGGCUAACGGUCCUUCUACACGAGGGUGGCACUCUCCUUGUUUGCCUGAACUCAGUACGUGCUCUAAAUCACCCCUCAUGGUCAUGGAAACAAGAUCUUCAAAACCUGAUACACGAUGCCAGAUCUAAACUUAACACGACACCCGAAAAUAGCUCUGGGACCAUCCAAACUGCAACUUCAUAGCAUAAAGAUUCUUCUUUCUCCCCUAGGUAAACCAUGAUUUUAAUGAUAUUUUUUUCUCUUUGUUCCUACUUUCAUCUUGGUCUGUAAAUUGUAAUAUAUGUACAAAUGCUAUUGUUAUACAGUCAUUUGCUCGUCGAUCGUUAAACUGUAUAAGAAAAAUAGCUGAUUGUUGAAGAGAUAUGAAAUAAUAUAUAGUUCUGUGUUCUUCAAGUGAACCAAAAUUGUCACAUAAAGAAAUACUAAA